Molecule: messenger RNA, 8910 nt
Organism: Antechinus flavipes (yellow-footed antechinus)
Lineage: Eukaryota; Metazoa; Chordata; Mammalia; Dasyuromorphia; Dasyuridae
Gene: CLASP1
Product: cytoplasmic linker associated protein 1
Exons: 41
Coding region: 1018-5709 (1563 amino acids)
Biological process (GO): mitotic spindle assembly
Cellular component (GO): spindle microtubule; cytoplasmic microtubule; microtubule organizing center
Molecular function (GO): kinetochore binding; microtubule binding
Source: RefSeq, a predicted model, not a curated record
CAGACCUGGCGGGGAGCCCGUCACCGCUGACCCAGUCCCAUCAAGUAAGUGUUGAUGUCUGCCUAGACUUUGGCGCGCGGAGCUCCUGAAAGGAGUUCGAAAAAAGGGAGGACUGCAUUGAGGCCACCCGACAUAUCGUUAGGGAUUUUCAGACUGUUCAUAUAAGCGGGUAGGGAGGGAGGAAUCCGGGUUUUUAAUACUUCUGUGACUGAAUCACGUACAGAAAGUGCGGUGGUCUCCGGGGAGAAGGCCCCUUCACAUGGGCAAGCCCACAACUGCCUAUAACCCGGAAACAAAAGGAGAUUCUGAAAACCGGAAGUGAAGGGCACCUUCCGCCAGCCUAUGCCGCGCCCGGAAGGAAGUAAGCGGUCGGACUCGUUUUCCUUGAACCUUCCCUCCACCCCCUUCUUUUUUCUUCCCCGACUGUACCCUCUGUUCUUUCUUGUGAUCAUCGUCCUCUCACCCUUGCCUUCCCUUUGAAUCUGGCGUUGGCUUUGCUUUUGUCAUUAUUUAUUCGCCUUGCAUCACCACUCAAUUUCUUCGAGGAGCCCUGUCUCCCCUACGGGUCCCCAAGAGGGUCAUUAUUUGUGUCGGAUGAGAAGGCAAAAGGGACCGGAGCCACACCCACCAAUAUAACUGAUUUAGGCGCCAGCCUGGCGCAUGCGCACCACGGCACUUCAGGAGCGGUCCUCAUUUAAAAGCUCCUCUCUAUGGUCCGACCCGGCCUUUGAAUGGACUGCUGAAUUAUGAAGUAUUCCAGAGCCAAUAGCAUAGCAUUACUGCGCUACUCAAUACUUUAUCUCCUGCUAGUUAUUUAAAUUAGACUUUUAAUAUCCUCCCAGCUGCUCUUGAGACACACAUGGUGCAUUGUUGCCAUUCCCCGGAUUGCAUCUUUGAAACCAAGGCCCUUAGUAACUGUUAUCAAACACAAAGGCAGCCUCCAGGAAGCCUUCCUAGAGGGGGAUUCAGCCUAACUGCCCUCUAGCUUUCUCAGCCGUGCUGUAUUUGAAUUCCACCAUGGAGUACCGAAUGGAGUCUUGCUUGGCACAGGUGUUGCAGAAAGAUGUGGGGAAACGACUUCAAGUGGGCCAAGAACUAAUAGACUAUUUCUCAGACAAGCAGAAGUCUGCUGAUCUUGAACAUGAUCAGACGAUGUUAGAUAAGCUUGUGGAUGGACUUGCCACUUCUUGGGUGAACUCUAGUAAUUAUAAGGUCGCACUUCUGGGGAUGGACAUCUUGUCAGCUCUGGUAUCCCGGCUGCAGGAUCGAUUUAAAGCACAAAUCGGCACAGUGCUCCCUAGUCUAAUUGACAGGUUGGGUGAUGCUAAAGAUUCUGUGAGAGAGCAAGACCAAACUCUGCUGCUGAAGAUGAUGGAACAAGCUGCCAGCCCUCAGUAUGUAUGGGACAGAAUGUUAGGAGGGUUCAAACACAAGAAUUUCCGUACCAGAGAAGGUGUUUGUCUCUGCCUUAUUGCAACAUUGAAUGCCUCUGGGGCCCAUACUUUAACGCUAAGUAAGAUUGUGCCACAUAUAUGUAAUUUACUUGGAGAUCCAAAUGGCCAGGUUCGAGACUCAGCAAUAAACAGCUUAGUGGAAAUUUACAGACAUGUAGGAGAACGUGUGAGGGCAGAUCUCAGUAAAAAAGGAUUACCACAGUCUCGGUUAAAUGUAAUUUUUACAAAAUUUGAUGAAGUCCAAAGAUCUGGUAACAUGAUACAGUCUGCAAAUGAUAAAAAUUUUGAUGAUGAAGACUCUGUGGAUGGGAACAGGCCUCCUUCAGCCAGCUCUUCUACAUCUUCAAAGGCCCCCCCAAGCUCACGAAGAAACAUUGCAAUGGGAACCACUCGCCGUAUUGGACCUGUUGCCCUGGGAUCUAAGUCUUCUGCUGCAAAAGAAGGAGCUGGUGCUGUUGAUGAAGAGGACUUCAUUAAAGCAUUUGAUGAUGUACCAGUAGUACAGAUUUAUUCCAGUCGAGAUCUCGAAGAAUCUAUAAAUAAAAUUAGAGAAAUCUUAUCUGAUGACAAACAUGACUGGGAACAGAGAGUAACAGCUUUGAAAAAGAUUCGGUCAUUACUUUUGGCUGGAGCUGCUGAAUAUGAUAAUUUCUUUCAACAUUUACGUUUGUUGGAUGGAGCAUUUAAAUUAUCUGCUAAAGACCUGCGAUCUCAAGUUGUCCGGGAAGCUUGUAUCACGCUGGGGCAUCUGUCAUCAGUCCUGGGAAACAAGUUUGAUCAUGGAGCCGAAGCCAUCAUGCCAACCAUUUUUAAUUUAAUCCCAAACAGUGCCAAAAUCAUGGCCACAUCUGGUGUUGUAGCUGUUAGGUUAAUUAUUCGACAUACACACAUCCCUAGGCUAAUACCUGUCAUAACUAGCAACUGUACGUCCAAAUCUGUCGCAGUUAGAAGGCGCUGUUUUGAAUUUUUAGAUUUGCUUUUACAAGAAUGGCAAACACAUUCACUGGAAAGACACAUAUCAGUAUUAGCAGAAACAAUAAAGAAAGGAAUACAUGAUGCUGAUUCUGAAGCAAGGAUAGAAGCAAGAAAAUGUUACUGGGGUUUCCAUAAUCACUUCAGUAGAGAAGCAGAACAUUUAUACCAUACAUUGGAGUCAUCUUAUCAAAAAGCUCUGCAGUCACAUCUAAAGAACUCAGACAGCAUCGUGUCCUUACCUCAGUCUGAUCGUUCCUCUUCUAGUUCUCAAGAGAGCCUAAACCGUCCACUGUCUGCCAAAAGAAGUCCAACUGGAAGUUCCACAUCUCGAGCUUCUACAGUUAGUACCAAAUCUAUUUCAACAACUGGAUCCCUACAGCGGUCUCGAAGUGACAUUGAUGUGAAUGCAGCAGCUAGUGCCAAAUCCAAAGUCUCAACAGCUGGCUCUACCCCUUUCAGUUCAGCAGCUGCCUUGCCUCCAGGAUCAUAUGCUUCAUUAGAGUCCAGACACAUCAGGGAGGACAUGGAGUACAUAGGCCUUGAACCAGGCCGGAUACGCACACGACGCCAGAGCUCUGGGAGUUCAGUCAGUGUCACUACCACCCCUGAUAACCGUGGCCGAAGCAGAGCUAAAGUGGUUUCACAGUCCCAGCGAUCCAGAUCUGCUAAUCCUGCUGGUGCUGGUAGCCGAUCAAGCUCCCCAGGAAAACUGUUAGGAAGUUCAUAUGGUGGACUCACAGGAGGAUCUGCCAGAGGCACACCUGUGCCCUCAUCCUCAGAUAAACGAAGCAAGAUUCCAAGGAGUCAGGGAUGUAGUCGAGAAACAAGUCCUAGCCGUUUGGGUGGACAAGCACGGAGCAGCCGUAUCCCUCGACCCAGCAUGAGUCAGGGGUGCAGCCGCGAUACCAGCCGUGAGAGCAGCCGAGAUACAAGCCCUGCUCGGGGCUUCCCUCCACUGGAUCGGUUUGGACUUGGGCAGCCGGGAAGGAUGCCUGGUUCUGUCAAUGCUAUGCGAGUUCUAAGCACAAGUACAGAUCUGGAAGCAGCUGUUGCUGAUGCCUUGCUAUUAGGAGACUCCAGGAGCAAGAAAAAGCCAGUGAGGAGAAGAUAUGAACCAUAUGGGAUGUAUUCUGAUGAUGAUGCUAACAGUGAUGCAUCAAGUGUUUGCUCUGAGCGUUCUUAUGGCUCCAGAAAUGGUGGAAUUCCCCACUAUCUACGACAAACUGAAGAUGUAGCAGAAGUUCUAAACCACUGUGCUAGUUCAAACUGGUCUGAAAGAAAAGAAGGACUUCUUGGACUACAGAAUUUACUGAAGAGCCAGAGAACACUUAGUCGAGUUGAAUUAAAAAGGCUAUGUGAGAUCUUCACUCGAAUGUUUGCUGACCCUCACAGCAAGGUUUUCAGCAUGUUCUUGGAGACUCUAGUGGACUUUAUAAUAAUCCAUAAAGAUGACUUGCAAGACUGGCUUUUUGUUCUUCUUACACAAUUACUUAAGAAAAUGGGAGCAGAUUUACUUGGAUCUGUACAAGCAAAAGUUCAAAAAGCUCUAGAUGUAACAAGGGAUUCCUUUCCCUUUGAUCAGCAGUUUAACAUUUUGAUGAGAUUCAUUGUGGAUCAGACACAAACGCCAAACCUUAAGGUCAAGGUUGCAAUUCUGAAAUACAUUGAGUCUCUGGCCAGGCAGAUGGAUCCAACAGACUUUGUAAACUCUAGCGAGACAAGGCUUGCUGUUUCAAGAAUUAUAACCUGGACAACAGAACCAAAGAGUUCAGAUGUGAGAAAGGCAGCACAAAUCGUGCUGAUUUCUCUGUUUGAACUGAACACUCCAGAGUUUACCAUGUUACUUGGUGCCUUGCCAAAAACAUUCCAAGAUGGUGCCACCAAACUCCUACAUAACCACCUGAAGAAUUCCAGUAAUACGAGUGUGGGCUCUCCAAGCAAUACUAUUGGUCGAACUCCUUCAAGACAUACCAGUAGCAGAACCAGCCCCUUGACUUCACCUACCAAUUGUUCCCAUGGUGGUCUGUCACCAAGUCGGUUCUGGGGUUGGAGUGCCGAUGGGCUGUCGAAGCACCCACCUCCCCUUUCUCAGCCUAACUCCAUCCCCACAGCUCCUUCCCACAAGACUUUCAGGCGUUCUUACUCUCCCAGCAUGCUGGACUAUGACACAGAGAACUUGAACUCAGAUGAAAUCUACAGCUCUCUACGUGGAGUAACAGAAGCCAUAGAAAAAUUUAGCUUCCGGAGCCAGGAGGAUCUGAAUGAGCCUAUUAAACGGGAUGGCAAAAAAGACUGUGAUAUUGUUUCAAGAGAUGGUGGGAUAGCUUCACCUGCCACUGAUCUUCGAGGAGGAAGUGAUGUGGUAGAAGGAGGAAGGACAGCUCUUGAUAACAAAACUUCACUCCUCAACACCCAGCCUCCACGAGCCUUCACAGGGCCCCGAGCUCGAGACUACAAUCCCUAUCCUUAUUCUGAUACAAUCAACACCUAUGAUAAGACAGCUCUGAAAGAAGCUGUAUUUGAUGAUGACAUGGAUCAACUUCGUGAUGUACCCAUUGAUCAUUCUGAUUUGGUAGCUGAUCUUCUGAAAGAAUUAUCUAAUCACAAUGAACGAGUAGAAGAAAGGAAAGGAGCCUUAUUAGAAUUACUUAAGAUCACCCGAGAAGAUAACCUAGGAGUUUGGGAAGAACAUUUCAAAACAAUUUUGCUCUUGCUGCUAGAAACACUAGGAGACAAAGAUCAUUCAAUACGGGCAUUGGCAUUGAGAGUGUUACGGGAAAUUUUGAGAAACCAACCAGCAAGAUUUAAAAACUAUGCUGAACUGACAAUCAUGAAAACACUGGAAGCACAUAAAGAUUCCCACAAAGAGGUUGUGAGAGCUGCAGAGGAAGCUGCUUCUACAUUGGCCAGUUCUAUACAUCCUGAGCAGUGUAUCAAAGUGCUUUGCCCAAUCAUCCAGACUGCUGACUACCCUAUCAAUCUAGCUGCCAUUAAGAUGCAGACCAAAGUUAUUGAGAGGAUUUCCAAGGAAUCCUUGCACCAGCUCCUCCCUGACAUAAUCCCAGGCUUGUUACAGGGCUAUGACAACACUGAAAGUAGCGUUCGUAAGGCCAGUGUGUUUUGCUUAGUGGCAAUAUAUUCUGUAAUUGGAGAAGAACUGAAGCCUCACCUUGCACAGCUCACAGGGAGCAAGAUGAAGCUAUUAAAUUUGUAUAUAAAGAGGGCCCAAACCACCAAUAGCAACAGCAGUUCAUCAUCAGAUGUUUCAACGCACAGUUAAUGGAAAUAUCUGGACUUAUUUGUGUAGACUUAGAAGCAAUCAGUGGUGCCUCUCUGAGACCUUUCUUCUCCCCUUUUCUUCAUUGGCACGCCCAAUCAGUACAAGGAGGCCACACAGAUAUUUAUUGCAAUCAGUAUUUUGGUCCUUUCAAGCUUUUGUGUAGAAUCUUAUUGGUAUUGAAUGUAAAGGAAGCAAGGCCUGUGUUGCAGUCUUCAUACAAAAAAAAAAAAAAGAGGAAAAAAAAACAGCCAUAAUAUGUUUGUGCAGCCUGCUGAAAUCUUUAAAAGGGGGUUUAGAUCACAGUGUUAUAACAAUGAACCCCUCUUGGUUAAACUAAAGUGAUUAAUUUGUUUUAAGUUAAGUUGAUACAGACUUGAGGUUUUAGGAUCGUGUCAAUUUCUUCAUAAUAUUUUGUUUCAUUAUGGGUGUGACCCUUGGCUGGAUUCUGCGCCUUUCACAAAGGAAACAAUGAAAGUGGUAUGGUGUGUGUAUUUAAGUUGUUGUUUGAAUCCUGCUGAAAUGUGAAUUAUGUUUUAGAAAACACUUAAAAUUAAAAACAGCCUUUUACCCUGUUAACUGCUAAACACCCCGAAGGUUUUCAUUUUCAGUCUUUUAGCUGUAUAUAACACGCUCUAGCUUUUUAGUGUAGAUUCUGAAAACUGAUGACUCUUUAGUGUUGACUUCAAGUUAAAGCUUACUUCCUUUAAUUACGAUAUCUGUUUUCAGGGCUUAAAAUUUCUUAACAGCUAUUUUAAAGUUCAUUUGAAUUCAAAAACAAAAGCCAGAGUAAGACAAAAGAAGUCAUUUAGUGAAAUUCUAUUUGCAAGAAUGGUAGGGGAGAUCUUAUUCUCAGGAUCUUUGUAGAAACAUAAUUUAAAUAUCACCCAUUGAACAAAUUUAGAGACCUUAAAAAUCGAAGAAUGACAACUAAUAUUUGACAUUUUAUUUUUGACUUUAGUUUAUCCCAGAGUUUCAAGAUUAAAAUUUUCUCAAUUCAUAGAGUAAUGACAGUUACAGAAUUUUAAAAUUUGACUUUUCUUUUUAGGUAGAAUCAGAGUGUAUAGGGAUAGUAUAGAUCACGACUCAAUAGAUCAUGACUCAGUCAUUUUUCAUUCUCUAAACCAAAAUUAUUUUCUAAUGAUUUGUUGAAAUAAACACUGACAAGAAAAAUUGCAUGUCCAUUAUAGUAUGUGAUAGUGAAAAGGAGGGGAUCCUAAAAUUUAACUCCAAGUAAAAUAAAUUAAUCUUAUAGGAGGUAAAAUUUCAAUUCUCCCUGUUAGCCCUCUCCACAACUUACCUGACUGGUUUAGAAUUCAGAGUAAUAAUAGAAUAGAAGGUGGAAGAAAAUGUGUAACUUUUUCCUUAUUCUACAAUUAUUUUAGAUAUUUUAUUAAGACAUAUAGUAUGCACUGAAAAUGAAUGCACUGUAAUGUCCAUAAACUAAUGCAGCAAGUGUUUUCACACUACAGGAUGGACUUCUAAAGUGUAAUUUAAAUAUGUAGGAAAUACAUAGCUGCUCCUGUUAGAAUUUAGUGGUGAAAAAUAUUCCAUCUGAUUCAUCAACACUUGCCAUUUGCUUGAAAUAAUAAUUUAUUUUAGGAAAGAGCAACAAGGGGAAAACCAAAUUUUCUGAGAAAGAUUUUUACAAUGUUAAUUCUUAUCCUUUUAUAAUAUCUGUCCACUUUAAAGCAUGCUUAUUGAAAAUGAGUGAUAAUGGCUGUCUUAAAUGCGUUAAAUUUUAUCAUUCAUCUAAAAAAAAUUUCAGUGACAGACAAAUGUGAUUGAAUAUAAUUGGCAUAUUUGGGGCUGCAAAAUAUGAGACCAGGCCUUACUUUCUUGAUCAAAUAAUAUUUUGUUUGUUGACAGAUAUUCAUUAAUGUGAUUUUUCUUUCACUACACAAGUCAGUCAAAGAUUCUCUGCUGUAGAAUGUGUUGCACCAUAGAGAAACAUUCUGAUUAGAUUAUUUAUCAAUUCAUUUAAAUAUAAUGUAUAUAGUAAGUUUCCCUUUCCCUCCCUUCCCUUAUUCCCUUAAAGAGUCCUGCAUCCCCUCUGUCAUUUAGUUGGGAAGUAUCUUGAAUGUUGCCUAAUUUCCUUGUAGUACUCAAAGGGCUAGCCAUGAACUUGCAUAACCUUCAAUCUCUUUAACUUACCAAAAAGAGAGAAUGUACAAUCAAUUGUCAGCAUACAUCAAAGUCUCUUGGCUUACAGAUCUGGAAACUCUGAUAUACACCAUGGAGAGCAAAUCUGCAUGCUGCCCAUCACAUCAUCCUGAAGGUGAGAACAGAGCCUGGCUGCCCCAGCCAAAUUUCAACAACUGUAGCUGCCUUUCCUUGCCUCUUCUGUCCUUUGAGGCACUCGCUUAUUUAAAAAAGAAAGAACAGAACAAGAAAAGAAAGAAAAAUAAUUCAACAGAAACUUUGCCUCCCCUGCUUACCAACUCUGAAUUUUCAAUGCCCUGAAAGAGCCCAUCACCCUCUGGACCUUGGGGUUGCUAUUCAUUGUGCUAUUGACACCACUAAGUUAGGGCAUGGGCAAACCACUUGAUCCAUAUUCCCCAUUCCCCCACCUCCAGGUUUUAAGUACUGUAGUUCUCAUGUAGUGCAGAAGUAUUGAGGCAUGUGGCUUUCUCAAAGUACACCAUGUGUGCUUGGCUGGAUGACAAAUGACAAUAAUACAAGACUGUCUUUUCUAUUGCUUAUUAUUAGCUUCUCAGUAAUCUAUAUAAGUAAUGCAACUUGCAUCUUUGUCAUAUAAAAACUACUUUUCCUUUCCCCAGUACCCAGUACCCUUUAUUUAUCAAGCAUAAUGUUACAUAUUAAAGGACAGCAAAAAGAACGUUGUAGAAUUACGAAUUACAGCCGGACUUUGCUAACAAUAAUGUUUGGAAAUAAAAAGGAAAAGCUAUGAAAAAUGACAACCACCAGAAUGGUUUUGUUUCCAGUGUGUUCACACGCAUGGUUUCCCACAUAUACAUAAAUACAUACACACACACACACACACACACACACACACACUUUUUGCUUUUUGUCAUGUUACAUCCAUAUCUGUAUUUAUAUCUUAAUAUUUGUUUCACUUUUAAGUGUAUCAUGGCAAAUGUACAGAUGUUUUUGUUAACAUUAACGUGAUAGGAUUUGCUAAAAAAAAAAAAGACAAAAAAACCCUUUUGAGUUUGCCCUAGAAUAAAUAAAGCUUACAUUUAA